CUUGCCCUGUGGUCACUCAUUUUCACUAGGGUUGUUCGAAUCACUUCCUCUGCAUGAUAAACUGUCCAGAUUUUAGCGAACACACCCAAAUUCAGCCCAUAAGAGGUGCAAGGCAUUCAUUUGCACUAGGGUUUGCUAAAACGCUUCCUUUGCAUGAUGGUGCUUUCCAAAUACAUCCUCAUCAAGCAGUUGGACGUGGUUAGGGUCUUAUUGGUUCGGGGUUUAAUGCUUCCGCGUUCGGGGUUUAUGCUUCUUGGCUCGUGGUUUCAUAUCAUAUUUUUGUCUUGGUUUAGCCCAAGUCUCGGACAGUCUGGUUGAGCUGACUUUUGUUGCCGCUGAGCCAGACCACGGUUCCAUGGAUCUAUAUAUUACUUUUUUGAGGACUGUGGUCAUAGGUGAGGUAUUUCUUCUCAGCUCUUCUUUUCUUUUCGCAGCAGCUGGCCCACGUUACCCUGUAAAUCACACUAACUAACUAGGAUAAUCCUGGCCUUGAACUCCCUUGCGUGCGUACACUUCCACUGAUCGAAGGUUCAAUGGGCAGAUGGUCCUGUAUGCUUAUGCAGAUGGUGAGUUGGUAAGUGUGGACAGCUGCAGCCGAGCAGUGUUGAUGAGAGAUUCCUUGCCGCGUGACGCCCGGCAAGGGCUCCUUUGCUCCGAUACUUCCGACCUCGUCCUGGGCGAGCCGGUCACCGCCCAACUCUUCGUCGCCGAGCGCGUGGAGCGGCACCGGCCGGCGGUGCUGCGGCGCUGGGCCACGCGAGGGUGGAAAGCCGUGGGGAAGUGGGACUUCAACUUCUUUCAGCAGACCUGUGGGCAUGUAGAGGUGGAGGUGACGCUGCCCAAGGGUCAACGAGAGAUGCAACUGUUGGGUGCCUACCUGGAGUCCCUGUCCCACUCAAUCCCACCGGAGCAGUUGCCCUACCUGCGGGGCUGGUACUACGAGCGGGACGCACCAUGGCUGGCGGAGGACUUGUGGCAACAAGGCGACUUCCACGACUGUGCCUUCGAGGAUUACUUCAAGCGCCUGCCCAAGCGGCAUCAUCCCGAUUUCCAUUGGCUUUUCUUGGGCGCUGCUGGUGCCAAGACUCCCUUACACGUGGAUCCCUCCACGACCCACGCGUGGCUGACGCAGCUUUCAGGGCGGAAGCGCUUCACCCUUUUCCCACCACAGGAGCUCCAGCGACUGCGGAGCGACCAGAAGUUCCGGUGUCUGGAGGAGAUUUUGAGGGACAAAGAGGUGAAGCCCUUGGAGGUGAUCUUAGAGCCAGGCGAUACGAUCUUCGUGCCCAUGCACUGGGCCCACGAGGUGGUUUGUCUGGAGGACUCGGUGAGUUUGACCUGGAACUUCUUGGGCCGCCAGGCCUUUCCCUUCAUUCGCGCGGCCUUUCUGGCGAACUCGGAGGGUAGGUCGAUGGGGUCUAGUGAGGCGAAUUGCGGAGGCAAAGCAUGCAAGGUCAUGGCUGCCGGGACCGCGGUGGCUGGGAGUUUGGCCUUCACUGUCCCUCGGUCGUUGGCCCCACGCGGAGCCACGACCACCGGUGCCAAGACCUCCAAGGCUGAUGGCUUUGCAGCUCCCGCCUUGGCGGCUGCCUUGGGCGCUUCUGCCUGCGCCGCGGCUCGCCGCCAGACGCGAGGGGCCAAGACCUCCAAGCCCAGGACUGCUCAGCGGGUGGUGGAUGAGUUCGAAGACGUGUGCGAGCAGACCGGGGUCACGCUCAGCCGCUACUGCAUCGAGCUAGCGAACCGCGGCAUCAUCGAUGAGGACCUCAGCUCCAUCUUCAACUCCAUCCGCGAGGCAGCCAAAGUUAUCUCCAAGCUGGUGAAUACCGCGCCCUUGAAGCAGGCGGAGCUGCUGGGCUUGCAGGGUGAGAUCAACGUGCAGGGCGAGGAUCAGAAGAAGUUGGAUGUCAUCACCAACGACGUCUUCAAGAAUGCGCUGCGCUACACAGGCAAAAUGGGAACCCUGGCAUCCGAAGAAGAAGAUGAGCCAGUGGAUGGAGCCAGGGCAGGUGAGAGCAGCGAAGUCAUCCCUGUCUUGUCGGAGGAGUUUGCAGACACCGGGAAAUACAUUUGCGUCUUCGACCCCCUGGAUGGCAGCAGCAAUGUGGAUGCCGGCAUCCCUGUGGGCACCAUCUUCGGUGUCUUUCAGGAGCCUGACCCUGCAGAGUGCGAGCUGCCAGAUGACUUGUCCAAGGGCCUGUCCGAAGACCAGCAAAGGUGCUUGGCUGGUACUCUGCAGCCUGGCAAGUCGCUGGUGGCUGCUGGCUAUGUCUUGUACUCGGCCUCCACGGAGUUGGUCUUGACCUUCGGCCAGGGCGUGGUGGGCUUCACCCUGGACAGCAGCAUCGGCGAGUUCGUGAUGACGCGACCAUCGAUCAAGAUUCCCGCGAGGGGCAAGAUCUACUCGUGCAACCAGGGCAACAUCAAUGAGUGGGAUCAACCCAUGCGGGACUACAUCGAAGCCAUCCGCAAGGGUGAAGGUGAGUCCAAGAAGCCCUACUCCCUGCGUUACAUUGGCUCCAUGGUGGGCGAUAUCCACCGCACCCUGCUGUAUGGCGGCAUUUUUGCAUACCCUGCGGACAAGAAGAAUCAGGACGGCAAGCUGAGAUUGCUGUAUGAAGGUGCCCCCAUGUCCUUCAUCAUGGAGCAAGCUGGCGGCAAGGCGAUCACCGGGCACAGCCGCGUCCUGGACAUCCCUCCGGUGGGUGUGCACCAGCGUGUGCCGGUGAUCUUGGGAUCUGCCGAGGAUGUGGAUGAGCAGGGUCCUGAGACAGCGCCCGAGAGUGGGUGA
This is a messenger RNA of Durusdinium trenchii, 2791 nucleotides long. NCBI's taxonomy places the organism in Eukaryota, Dinophyceae, Suessiales, Symbiodiniaceae. The record is from the annotation of a GenBank genome assembly.